AUGGGGGAGGCCAAAGGCAGGAUCUACAAGUCUCGCAAGGCGAGGCCCUGUGAUGCAUGUCGUCGCCGCAAGGUGACUUGCGAUAUGCCCACAGGCCCUCCAUGUAAAAGAUGCGUGCACAUGGACAAAGCCUGCACAUUUGACGAAGGACCGAGUCAGAGAAAACGUCGCGCGCCCACAAGUUUGACAAAUGGGUUCGAAUAUGGCCAUGAUAUGCCGCUGCUGGACUAUCCCGAAGUCGACACUGAGAUGAGCUUUUUGGAUCACCACGGAAAUGCAGAGUUUAUGGACGACGAGAUCUAUCGUCACCGCGAGCAGCAUUCCAGUAGUAAUAACGACGACAACUCACCUUCUGAUGCAGAUCAACAGUCGCCUCCUCAACAACAACUCCCUGCAGAGACAGUUCCAGCGCGCAGCCCGGAUAGUUCCCGACGCAACAUGCACCAAGCAUCGUUGGAAUUCAUUCCAGACGCGUUCAGCUUUUAUAUCGGGCCUACGGGGGUCUCGGACGUCCACCUACUCAGCCAGCAACAAUACGACGAACGCAAUAUAUCGAGGCCCAAAGUCCGAGGGCUCAAAUACCGAGUCAUGGACGCAUACGACGAUGGGGAAACACCACGAACAAAAACCGAUUUCGUCCCGCCCACCAUCUUCGGCAUCACGGAUCGCGCUUUGCUGGACAAGGCAGAGCCAAAAGUCGAUUACCAGACAAACGAGUCGGCAUGGUCGGAACUGUGGCGGAUUCUCGAUCCGGUGGGCGCAUGGCAUCUGAUCGGUCUAUACAGCCGCUUCGUCGACCCGUAUUUUCCCAUUGUCUCACGGCAUCAGAUCCCCGACAGCGUCGAUUCACUGAGCAAUAUGCCACUGGGUCUUUUGACGGCCAUGUGUGCGACGGCACUGCCGUUCAUCAUGUACGACGAGGCGCUAUACACGCUUCUCCUGCGUCCGCCGUCGAGUCAAGACCUCUAUCGACUGGCAUGGCUGGGCGUGACGGGCGAAUUACACGCCCCUUCUUUGCCCACCCUGCAAGCCUGUCUAAUUCUCCAGCAGCGACUCCCCACAAACCUCUACCUCUCCGACACGGCCUUUACCUGGACCCUCAUGUCCACGGCAGUCUCGAUAGCCCAGACGAUCGGCCUGCACCGCGACCCGUCCUCAUGGUUAAGCGUACCGGUCUGGGAACGACAGCUCCGGCGACGCCUGUGGUGGGCGCUGUGGGUGAUGGAGAAAUGGGUUGCGCUGGCUCGCGGUAUGCCUAGUCAUCUGCACGACGACGACUGCGACGUUGCUCCCAUCGCCAUAAGUGACAUUCAAGACACGCUGUCGGAGGAGAACGAGAACCACGCCCAUCUCUGCCACCUGGUCAGCCUGACCGGCAUCCUCUCCGACAUACAGCAUACAUACUACACUAUUCGCGCUAUCAGCCGGACUUCCUCCGAUCUGCAGUAUUCUCUCGAAGCGGCGCGGUCGUUGCGAGCUCGACUGAAGGACUGGCGAGACCAUGUCCCUGACGCAUUGCGAUUCCGGGGACGAAAUGGUGGUGGUGGUAGUGGUGGUGUACAGUCUCCAUAUAGUGAGAGCCUGGACGGCAACGGUGGCUUGCAUUUGUCGUACAUCGUAGCGCAUAUGACUCUUUUUCGUGCCUUGCUUCGACCGCUAACCAACUGGCCGGCCAUCAUGGUUCAGUCUUCGCCUGACCAGGCUAAUGCCAUAAAAGACGGGGCCAAGGCUGUUGUACGGGGUGCGCUUUUGUGCGUAAAGGAGUUUGUCGAGUUUAUCGAAGCACUCACCGAGACGCAGUGGAACGCUUUCUGGCAUAGCUGGAGUCGGCCAAACUUUGCCAUUGCUGGCUCGUUCAUGGUCCACGUUUUAUCCACAAUCGCACCGCCCGAUGCGUCACGCCGAGCAGAAAUAGAAAUAUCAGAGAGUUCUACAGAUGGGACUGAGUUUGAGGACGAUUACCGAGAUCUUCAGGUCUGGAUUCGACGGUGGAGAUGGGCUAAUCGAGUCUCUGCGAAUGGUGCAGCCGGCGUCAAGGGCCUGACGAAUUUGGGACUGAUGAAGGUUGAGACAUUGAUGGAGAAUUGCAUUCAGAAGGAGUCAUGA
Molecule: messenger RNA, 2106 nt
Organism: Talaromyces rugulosus
Lineage: Eukaryota; Fungi; Ascomycota; Eurotiomycetes; Eurotiales; Trichocomaceae
Exons: 2
Coding region: 1-2106 (701 amino acids)
Biological process (GO): DNA-templated transcription
Cellular component (GO): nucleus
Molecular function (GO): zinc ion binding; DNA binding; DNA-binding transcription factor activity, RNA polymerase II-specific
Source: RefSeq, a predicted model, not a curated record